Sesamum indicum (sesame) is the source of this 3979-nucleotide messenger RNA. Its product is annotated as protein PLASTID MOVEMENT IMPAIRED 1-RELATED 1. The record is from RefSeq and is a predicted model, not a curated record. Lineage: Eukaryota; Viridiplantae; Streptophyta; Magnoliopsida; Lamiales; Pedaliaceae.
UUGGCUUCAACUUUGAAUUGAGCACGCUGAGGGAGGGUGAGAGAGAGUCUUCAGGCACGCAAUCUAAGAGCGGAAGGUUCGCCCAAAAUCUCGAAUGCUCUUACUUCCUGCGAGGAGAUAAUGUUGUCAAGAGCAGAUAGCAGAAAGAAGGCUGGUGGGGUUUCAGGAAAUGGGAAGUUUUUAAGCGACCUUGAAACCAUAAGUAAAGCCUUUUAUGUGGACAAUACAGUGGCUAGGCUUGCUAGUUCUACGGCUAGUAGUCGAUCAAAGUCUGUUGUAAAGUCCCAUUUGCCCGAGCCCAAGGUGAAGCCAAAGGAUCAGAAGAACAAUACUAAAGACUCAUUUGACAAAGAUAAGAAGUCAUCCAUUUGGAGCUGGAAGGGUCUGAAGUCCUUGACCCAUAUCCGAAACCGUAGAUUCAAUUGUUGCUUCUCACUCCUGGUGCAGUCUAUUGAGGGUUUACCAGCUUUCUUUGAUGAUGUUUGUCUUGUUGUGCACUGGAAAAGGCGGGAUGGUGAGCAGAUGACACGUCCAAUUAGGGUUUCUCAAGGAGUUGCUGAGUUUGAGGAACAGUUGACUCAUUCUUGUUCUGUAUAUGGUAGUAGGAGCGGUCCCCACCAUUCGGUGAAGUAUGAGGCCAAGCAUUUCUUGUUGUUUGUUUCUGUUUAUGAUGCCCCUGAGCUCGACUUGGGGAAGCAUCGGAUAGAUUUGACUAGAUUGCUUCCUCUGACAUUGGAGGAACUAGAGGAGCAGAAGAGCUCUGGUAAGUGGACGACUAGUUUCAAGUUGUCUGGCAAAGCAAGAGGUGCAACAAUGAAUGUCAGUUUUGGAUAUGAGGUUGUCACUGAGAAUAGUAGCACUGAGCUCUCUCGCAACAGAACUGUUCCUGAGAUCCUAAGCUCUCUGCAGAAUAGUGCAAGGACUGCAAAAAUCAUGGGGCCUUCUGAUCAAAUAGAUGAGCUAAGCAUUCAUCGAGCAGCAAGUCUUCCUGCAAGGUCGUCUGCCCCAAACCAGUCUGCUGGAGAUAUAAAGGAUCUUCAUGAGGUUUUACCAAUUUCAAGAUCAGAACUCCGUGAUUCAGUGAAUAUACUCUACCAGAAAUUGGAUGAACAGGCGUCUAGUAGUUCAGUUAAAAAUAAAUUAGAGGCUGAUGCUUUAUCUUCACCCACCAACCCUCAUAAUAAAUUAGAGAACGAUGCUUUAUCUUCAGCCACCGACCCUCCUAAAGCAGAUCUAUUUACACUCCCUGAUGCUGAUGAAAAAAUUUGUGGACCUGAAUGUGAGAUGACUGAGUUUUCUGACCCUCAUAAAGCAGAUUUAUUUACACUCCCCGAUGCUGAUGAACAAAUUUGUGGACCUGAAUGUGAGGUGACUGAAUUUUCUGUCGUAGACGAGGGGAUAGAAGAGUUAACUAAAGAACAUCUGGAAACAGAAGAUGAAUCGUCGAAGAUUGCUCAAGGUUCUGGCAUUGCAAUUGAGGUAGCCCUUGAUGAGGAAGCCCCAGCUCAUACUUCAGCUGGAGAAGGUGUACCUCAGAAUGAUGAGCAAUCACCUAGCAAUGGUAAAGAGAAAGAAAAUGACAUGUUCUCCAAAGAAUCACUAAUGAAAGAAUUAGAGGUGGCAUUAAGUUGUACUUCAGAUCUGGUGAAUGAAGGAUUAGAUUCUCAAGAGGAUGGGACUGAUGCUUUAGACCUAGAAAAUUACUUGGAGGUUGAUUCUGGUCACAGAGAUAGUAGAAAGGGAAAAUUACUUAGCUUGGAUGAUGUUGCUGACUCAGUGGCUAAUGAUUUCUUAGAGAUGCUGGGGAUAGAGCAUAGUCCAUUUGGUUUGAGUUCCGAAAGUGAGCCUGAGUCUCCAAGAGAGCGCCUUCUCAGGCAAUUCGAGAAGGAUGUUCUUUCCAAUGGAGGUUUACUCAACUUUGAUAUUUACAAUGAUCCAGUGGAACUUGCUAGCGACAGUCCAAUAGGAUCUGUCUGGGAACCCAUCUCUGAGGAAUUCCAUCAUUCAUCAAUGUUUGAAGGUGUCGGGGAGAGGUCUAAGAUAGAGACUGAUGCAUUCAGGACUAAGACAAGGGCCUCGAGGAUGGAGGAUUUGGAAACCGAAGCUUUAAUGCACGAGUGGGGCUUAAAUGAAAAGGCAUUUCUUAAUUCUCCACCUAGUAGUUCAGGUGGAUUUGGCAGCCCAAUUGACCUACCUCCUGAGGAUCCUCAGCAGCUACCUCCAAUUGCAGAAGGUUUAGGUCCCUUUGUGCAGACUAAGGAUGGAGGAUUUCUGCGCUCAAUGAAUCCUGCACUUUUCAAGAAUGCCAAAAGUGGAGGGAGCUUAAUCAUGCAAGUUUCGAAUCCUGUGGUAGUUCCUGCAGAAAUGGGCUCUAGUGUAAUGGACAUACUUCAGGGUCUGGCCUCUGUUGGAAUUGAGAAGCUCUCCAUGCAGGCUAAUAGAUUGAUGCCAUUGGAAGAUGUAACUGGGAAGACAGUCCAACAAAUAGCAUGGGAAGGUGCCCAGAGUUUGGAGGGACCUGAGAGGCAAGAUCCAUUGCAUCAGGAAUCUGAAAUCAGGCAAAAUUUUCCAAGUGAGCAAAAAAGUGUAAAGGACAUACGCACUGCCCCGAGGUCAAAUAAGUUCGACUCGAGUUCUCUUAGCAGUGACACAGAAUAUGUAUCUUUAGAAGAUCUUGCCCCUCUGGCCAUGGAUAAAAUUGAAGCUCUUUCAAUUGAGGGUUUGAGAAUACAAUCUGGUAUGUCAGAUGAGGAUGCGCCAUCAAAUAUUAGCACUCAAUCUAUUGGUGAAUUUUCAGCCCUGAAGGGAAAGACAGCUGAUGUUGUUGGGCCCAUAGGUCUCGAUGGCACUUGUGGGUUGCAACUGAUGGAUAUUAAAGAUAAUGGUGAAGAAGUUGAUGGACUGAUGGGUCUGUCUCUGACACUUGAUGAAUGGAUGAAACUAGAUUCUGGUGAAAUUGCUGAUGACGAUCUCGUUAGUGAACGAACCUCUAGAAUACUGGCAGCUCAUCAUGCUACUUCAUUAGACCAGUUUCGAGGAAGAUCAAAGGGGGAGAAGAGACGAAGCAGGAGUAGAAAGUAUGGCUUGUUAGGUAAUAAUUUCACUGUUGCUUUGAUGGUACAGCUCCGUGACCCUCUGCGGAACUAUGAGCCAGUUGGUGCCCCAAUGCUUGCCCUGAUUCAAGUAGAGAGAGUGUUUAUCCCGCCAAAACCUAAGAUCUACGGCACAGUUUCUCUGUUAAGGAACUCGAAUGAGGAUGAAGUGGUGCCCAAGUGCUCCAAAAAGGAGAAUAUUAUUGAGAAGUCAAAAGAAGAUGAGAUUCAUGAAGAAGAGCUGAUUCCCCAAUAUAAAAUAACUGAGGUUCGUGUUGCUGGUCCAAAGACAGAGCCAGAGCCAGGUAAAAAAAAGUUGUGGGGUUCUACAAAUCAGCAGCAGUCUGGCUCGCGUUGGUUGCUUGCGAAUGGAAUGGGAAAGAAGAAUAAGCAUCCUCUGAUGAAAUCAAAAGCUGUUGCAAAAACUUCCGAUCAUUCUGCUGCACCAAUGACUACAACAGUACAGCCUAGAAAUACAUUGUGGAGCAUCUCUAAUCGUGGUAAGAACAGAGGCUAAAAAGAAGGGACUUGGGUACUUGAGGAAUCCAAAUUUAUUUUCCCUAAAGAAACUAUGAGAUUACACCAGGUUGGCAAAAGGCUGAAGUAUGUGUUGAAUGAUACGGUUUUAGAUAAUGAUUAGCUUGAUUGUAUUUCAAACGCCCCUUUAUGUGGCAGAACUGCAUAGGUCUUGGAAAUGGGAGUUAGGACAUAAGAGGGUAGUGACCUGAAGAAGUCAUUUUUAUCUCUGUAAAGUAUGUUGAAUUAAUAUAUGGAUGUGACAAGAUAGACAAUAUAGCUUCGUUAUUGAUGUUUCAUUUGUAAAUUAAUGACUUUGUUGCAAUCUUUUGGGUUGGCAAUAUUUGAUGCCCCUUGCACCAGUUUUCCUA